Molecule: messenger RNA, 3166 nt
Organism: Geodia barretti
Lineage: Eukaryota; Metazoa; Porifera; Demospongiae; Tetractinellida; Geodiidae
Source: the annotation of a GenBank genome assembly
GUAGUCGCCGCUCGCCGGGUCUACUGACAAGACAAGGAACUGUAGAAAGUGGCUCUGUCUGGCCACUGCAGCCUAGGCGGAGCCAGUACAUCACUAUUCAAUCGAUCAUCUAUUUAUCGCCGGCAUGCUAUCAUCUGUAUGAGGCUCGUGUUUCCUGCUUGCUGUUUGACGUAGUAGUCGCCGCCGGGCGCAGAUCCAACCCCCGGACUAUCUGCGGUCGUAGUCUCUCUGCCAUUUUCCCUACAUCUCCUCACCCUUCGAAUAGAGACGCCGGAAAACUCCAUAGAGAUGCCCAUCGCGACUCGUUAUGUGGAGCCGAGAAGCGUCUGCUCGGACCCUCUUCUGACGGAGGAAGCGACGAGGGCCGGAGACGCUCUGCAGGCAGUGGCGGUCCGCUCCAUGGCGGGGCUGAUUCGGCAGCUCGGAUCCCUCGCCAGACACGCAGAGAGCGUCAUGGGAGAGCUGGCAGAGUCGCUCGCGAGCUGCCACGCUCGGACCCUUGGACCUAGAGAAACGCACGCGAGCUCUGACCGUCCAGGUCCUCCCCGGCCUUGACCCCGACCGCGAAGUUCUAGAAGGCUUCGAGAUCCCCCACCCAGACCUCCAAUUCAAAUCCGACAAGACAAUCGACCAGCGACUCCUCUCGCAGACGAAGCACGUCUCCCCGGAGCAGUACUCACAGGCCACGCCUCCCCCCGACCUCGGCCAGUUCAGCAUCGACUGGGAGGACGGGAGGAACGCCAUGCAUUUUUACUCGAAGCCAGAUUUCUUUUUCGAGAACUGGAGAGACAAGAUCCAGAAACAGGCAAUGAGGAAGAUGUCUCAGAUGGACAUGCUCAGUCCAAAACACGAAGGAGGAGAAGGUGGCAAGAAAAAGAAAAAGCAGUUUCUGGAGGGCAGCACUGGUUCAGACAAGGUCUCCUCCUUUGUCCAGCCGGUCAAACGAACCUUCAGCCUCUCUCGCAAGCCACACCCACACAAAUCAAUCUACGGCUCAACGCAGAGCCUCAAUGCCGACCCGGGCUAUCGGACCAUGCCAAGUUACGCGGGUGGACGACAGGGGCUUCCCCGACGUAGCUCGCCUUCUUUCCACUCGACCCACUCCAACCACCAACACUGGCGCUCGCAUCACCACAACCAGGUGGUGCUCAGAUCUCAGUCAAUGAGACACAGAACGAAGAAACGGCGGAAACUCUACUCCUUGGCCUUCACCACGGCGUCACUCUACGUGGAGCAAGACCUCGACUUAGUCCCUCUACCAGAUACCUCGCUGGAGGCAAGCACCAGAUACGAGUACGGCCAUGCACGACCGCAGAAAAAGUCCUCCUCUAUUCGGAGAUCGCAUUCGUUUCAGAAGAACAAGUCGAAAUCGCCGGUGCCCGGCGUAUCUACAAGCAGCGUUCUGGACACCCUACACAUGUACACGGUCGCCGAGGAUCUGGCAAAGUUAGAGUCCUCGCCUUUCGGGCUACUCUCCAAGCACCACUUGGAGCACCUGGACCUCGGGAGUGCAGCUUUCGACACUUGUCUUGCGAUUGAGCCGCUGAAGAAGGAGAACACGACAUUUCGGACUCCGAUCGGGAUGAAACAGAGACCUGUAUCGUCGCUGGACCUGCACCUGGUUGCCAUGAGGAACGAUGGAACGGAGCUUCCAGAUCGUUAAUCUUCGGCUCAAACACCUAUCAAUACGAUGUACCUGCAGCUUCUUAUUCCUCGAAACGAGGACCACGACAGUUUUCCAUUCGUUAGCAACGCCCGUUGUUGGUAUUGGAGGAAUCGUUCUCCGCAGGCGUAUCAGCAUGACCGGUCCAAACUCCAGCCCGCCCAGUCUCCGCCUCGUUUGUGGACCCGCUACCAUAAGAAGAUGGUCGCAGCAUCGAAAUUGCCUCUGACAGCUUAUGGAGGGAGUCUUGACUGACCAUCAACGCGACCCCCCGACAGCCCACGCCCAGGGAGACGAGAGCCCGACCAUGUCCAAGAUCCGCCCGAAAGCCCCCGCCCCACAGGCAACCGGGAUACCCCAACCUCUGAGUCGAACGGGUACCCCAGACUCCAGGCGGAGUACCCCAAAAGGAUUCGAACGCACGUCGGACAGAUAGUGGUGGUCGUAACAGUAGAGUCACCUAUAUAUUAACCUCAAAUCAAGGGGCCAAGUCGCGAAAAACCCAACAAGAUGACCCUAAUGGCAGGGUCAAACCCACUGGUCCCCUCAUAUCAUUCAAAAACCACUCCCGCCUGGUGCCGCACUGUGUUUCUAACAGAAAUUUACGCCUUACGAACGUCUCUUCACUCGAAGGAUGUGCUAGCACUACCGCAUGAACGUCCAGCUCCCCACAAUUACCCUCAUCCUCCUCCAUAGUUAUUAUCCCUGUCAUCCACAGAAACACGAGCUGACCCUCAAACUACCCGCAUAUAGAGCCAUCCAGGAAGAAGGACGAACGCCUGCAUCUAGUGUCUACGUGCCGUGGGGGGGGGGCCCUCUCCCGAGGAAAUAUUAACCCCUUCCUCACACCGGGUGAUAUGAACGGGUACAAUCCCCAUGCAUCCACCAUGCGCACCGUUUCUCCGGUCUCGUAUUCGCUCCUUGUCUACAUCAGCCGGGAGGAGAGAGAAGAAGAACAGUAUCACCACUCGCCCGUGCUGUGGACAAAGAAGCGGCUUAGAGUCAGUCAAAUCCUGGAAAAGGGGAGGGAUAGGGAGACGCAGAGGGAGACCUGAGCAGUAGUCGAUUGGACCUCCCGGAGGCCAUAAGGGAAGGGAAUCCAGGAAGCAGGUGGAGGAGAAGGAGCGGGGAAAGGAGAACUGGUCAGCAUGCCGUGGGGAUGGGACGUGUCCGCCAUCCGUGGAACGAAGAAAGACGGGUCAUGGAUUGGAAUAGGACACGAGCGAGGAGGAGAGAGUAUGCGAGUCACCGAGUGGGAGGACGACGAUUAGAAAGAUUUGGGUGAUCCAAACAGUUGCGAGGUUUUUUUUGCUCGUUUAGACCACCUUUUGUGCACCAAUUGUAUUUUGAUCAUAUUUUGUCAGAUAUAUACAAGUAUUAUGUCUGCUCGUACGAUGUCAUUAGUUUUUGCUUACAAGAAAGUUAAUCGAUUUGGCUGUACAUGUAGAUUUGUGUGUUGCAUGUUCACCAUUGCCAUUGACGCCCAGGUUAUUGAUUCAUCAG